Amblyraja radiata (thorny skate) is the source of this 3342-nucleotide messenger RNA. It is a transcript of the gene fstl3, whose product is annotated as follistatin-like 3 (secreted glycoprotein). Lineage: Eukaryota; Metazoa; Chordata; Chondrichthyes; Rajiformes; Rajidae. Gene Ontology annotation, biological process: anatomical structure development. Bases 104 to 892 code for a protein of 262 amino acids. The record is from RefSeq and is a predicted model, not a curated record. The transcript has 5 exons. Gene Ontology annotation, molecular function: calcium ion binding; collagen binding; extracellular matrix binding.
CAGUUAUUUAAGGAGGGGUCGGGAACUCGCAAACCACAUUCAAUGUCAGAGGCGCAGCAAAGUUUUGGGACUGUGACUUGAGGUUUCAUCGUUUCUCCUAGCCAUGUCGGCCAAGAACGGCUUCGUGACACCCUUUGCUUUGGCCGUCCUGUGUCAUUUCAUCGGUGGUAACCCCUCCUAUGCUGGGGUGUGUUGGCUACAGCAAGGAAGGAAUGGAAAAUGCCAGGCUUUGUCCAUGACUCGGAUUGAUCGGGAGGAAUGUUGCAGGAGCGGAAGCGCUCAAACUGCAUGGACAAAUCAGGAUAUACCAGAGAGUGACAUUUUAAAACUCAUAAUUCUGGGCGGAGUUAGCUGCCACCCAUGUCACAAAACAUGUGAGGGUGUGGAUUGUGGACGUGGGAAGAUUUGCAAAAUUAACAAACAUAACAAGCCAACAUGUAUCUGUGCACCUGACUGUUCCAAUGUCACAAAGAAGGUACCUGUGUGUGGAACCGAUGGCAAAAUCUACAAAGAUGAAUGCAGCCUUCUUUUGGCAAAAUGCAGAGGUUUGCCAGAAUUGGAAGUACAGUAUCAGGGUGAAUGCAAAAAGUCUUGCACGCAGGUCCUGUGUCCUGGAACCUCCAUGUGUGUGAUUGACCAAACCCACAGCGCGCACUGUGUCAUGUGCAGAGUCAUGCCCUGCCCAGAGCCUCUGUCAUCAGGGCAGGCGCUCUGUGGGAAUAAUGGCAUCACCUACCAGAGCGUCUGCCAUCUCAGGCGUGCCACCUGCCUGCUGGGGAAAUCCAUUGGCGUUGCCCAUUAUGGGAGAUGCAACUCGUCAGAAGAAGGCUUCAAGCAAAAAGGAGACAAUCAAGAAAAUACAGUGUUUUCGAAAUUCAUGCUUGGGUGGUAAUUUAUAAACAAAGACAUUAUAAACAGAGAAGAAAGUGACUGGGUAAAAAUUCCUCUGGGUGUUAGUGCCGUACCUUUGCAAUGUGAGUGUAAAUGCAUGGUCAUUUGAUGCAUUACCGGUAACACAACAACCAUCACUUCUGUUCACUGACCGCGUGCAUGAUUUGGUGGUGCACACAUCCAAGACUUGCAAGUUUAUUUUUCUUCAUUCCAACAGUUCAUUGAUUAAAACAGCCAGCGAUAAAUUCUCCAGAUUGGACGUUAUGUGCAGACCUGGAGAAUUUUGUUUGCGGUCGCCUAUUCAUUUCCUCCACAGAUGCUGCCUGACCUGCUGAGUUACUCUAAUACUUUGUGCUUUGCUCAAGGUACCAGCAAUUGCAUUUCCCUGUGUCUCUCUUGAUUAUCCCUGCUAUGAUGCCUCAGAGGUGCGUGGAGAAGGAGGGACAACACAGGCCCUGGGAAGAUGGAAUGUUGCUAUGCAGUUCAGAAUGUUACCAUCUAGUGUGAUAUUAAUGGAACUGUUGGAUUCAUUGAGUUACACAACACAGAAACAGUGCCCAAAGCCCACCACGCUAUGCUAACCUGUUUUUGCACAUCUUUACCAAUCCCAUUUGUCCACAUUAGAACCACAACCAUCUGCUGCUUUGCCUAGUUAAGUGCCGGGGCUAAAUGCUUCUGAAACAUAGUAAUAAUAACUGAUUCCAUCAUCUCUAGAAGUCAACCACUCCAUGUCAGUGAUUUGCCCCGUUGGGGAAGGGGGCAGGAGAGGAUACACAGGGACUCAUCUAGACAUGCUGUCUAAUCAUAUUAGACAGCAUGAGAAUCAGGCGUCCAAAACUUCAUGUUGUAAUGUGAAACCAGGCACUUGGAUCUGUUGAAUGGUGCCCAUUGUUACUCAAGCCAUCUCAUAGAAUCAGGCCUGAUGAGAAGGAAUGUGUAGGAAGAAACUGCAGAUGCUGGUUCACACCGAAGAUAGACACAAAAUUCUGGAGUAACUCAGCAGUUCAAGCAGCAUCUCUGGAGAAAAGGAAUAGGUGAUGUUUCGGGUUGAGACCCGAACCGUCAUCUCUUUAGGUUUAAGUUUAUUCUUGUAACAAGUACAGAGGUACAGUGGAAAGCUUUGUUUUGCAUCAAAUCAGAUGAUUGCAUUAAUAGAAUCAAAUCAAACUCUAGUACAAUUGAUAAGCAAAGGAGAAGAUACAGAGUGCAGAGUACUUGUAUUUGUAAUACAAAGCUGAAUUAACAAGAUCAAAGAUUCACGGUGGGUGUUUAUUCAUAAGAUCAGAAGACAUUGAAGCAGAAUCGGGUUAUUCGGCCCAUCGAGUCUCCUCCGCCAUAUGAUCAUGGCUGAUUUAAUUUCCUCUCUCAACCCUAUUCUCUUGUUUCUCCAGAGAUGCUGCCUGACUCGCUCAGUUACUCCAGCACUUUCUGUUCUUGUUUUGUAAACCAGCGGCUGCAGUUCCUUGCAUUUACCUGAUGUUUUGCUGCACCUUCUUACUAACUAUAGUGACUUUGAGAGUUUCUCCUGGGACAGGAUGUCACACUCUUCAUUUUCCCUGUGGGAAUGCUGCACAUUGUCUAAUGCACAUUAGGAUCAUCCCACUGUGCUCCAAUUACACACACCAAGUGCCUGCCUAGAUCCUUCAGUGCCUCAGGAACAUUUUUGAAAUUUUUCCCCUAUAGACUCACAUUAAUAGACGUUGCAAAAGUCUCUGACUUUGACUGCAUUUGUACUUUCCAGUGAACUCGUUACAUUCUCAGAGCAGUAAGAGGAAUUUCUGAAGAAGGGUCUCGACCCGAAACGUCACCCAUUCCUUCUCUCCAGAUAUGUUGCCUGUCCCGCUGAGUUACUCCAGCAUUUUGUGUCUAUCUUCAAGAGGAAUUACAACCCUGAUAUGUUUAUAUUGUACAUAAUAAUACCAUAUAUUUAUUGUAAGAAAAGCAAUGAAGAAAAUACUCCAUUUUAUUUAUACAUUAUAAUGAAUGUUUAUCAGAUGUUUGCCUUUGCCAUCUGAUGUAAUUAUAAUGAUUUUUCACAAAAUUUUGCUACUUUUUGAUCACCUUUCCAACUGUAAAAAUGGAUGUAUUUUGUAUCAUACCACAUUGUGUUAAACUGUUUCCAUCCUGCAACCAUCUUCAUUUGGAAUAUAUUAUCAGUCAUGUAAGAUGUAAGGUGUAUAUAGUGGUAAACACUUUGGGGGUUAAACGUGCAUUGUUUGCUAUCAGCAACAAGGAGUUGUAUGAACAUUUGUCUAUGGGACUGAUCAACCUUUGAUGAAAAUAACGAUCAUUAGGAAUUCACAUGAAUGACUUGUUCCUCAUAACACACAAUGCAAUAUCACCCUAUUUUAUAGUAGCCUUUGGCAACUCAACUAUAUGUUUGCAAUUACAUUGAAUUGAUAUUCUCAUGUUAUCCUUGUUUUGUAGCAGAAAAUACAUUGAUUUAUGAAA